AUGGUAUACCAACUCAACCGACGAACAGAUGGACUUAGUAUUAAGAAGUCAACUAGUUCAGGUCAUAGAUAUCUUGAUCCUAAUUCCAAGAAUUUACCCGUAAAAAUAAGAAACUUGGUCAAUCAAAUACCAUGGGGAACAAUUUUAUUUGAUAACAUUG
This is a messenger RNA of Racocetra persica, 160 nucleotides long. The record is from the annotation of a GenBank genome assembly. Lineage: Eukaryota; Fungi; Glomeromycota; Glomeromycetes; Diversisporales; Gigasporaceae.